AUGGCCUGCGCGAUCGACACGAACGACACUCUGGCAUGUGUGUACUCCUGCCUCAUGCUGAGCGAUGCGGGUGUCCCCGUCACGGCGGAGAACAUCGAGGCGGCAUGCAAUGCUGCCGGUCUGUCGGUGCGCAACACCCUCCCCAUCCUCUUCGCCCGCUUCUUGGAGAAGAAGCCGCUUGAGAGCCUCCUCGCCGCGGCCCUGACAACGGCCCCGCAGGGUGGUGCCGCCCCCGCUGGUGCCGCUGCUCCCGCUGCGGGUGGCGCUGCCGCUGCUCCUGCUGCCGGAAAGAAGCAGGAGGAGAAGGAAGAGGAGGAGGACGACGAUAUGGGCUUCGGUCUCUUUGACUAG
Trypanosoma grayi is the source of this 351-nucleotide messenger RNA. Its product is annotated as putative 60S acidic ribosomal protein P2. Gene Ontology annotation, biological process: translational elongation; cytoplasmic translation. The transcript has a single exon. Gene Ontology annotation, molecular function: ribonucleoprotein complex binding; structural constituent of ribosome; protein kinase activator activity. NCBI's taxonomy places the organism in Eukaryota, Euglenozoa, Kinetoplastea, Trypanosomatida, Trypanosomatidae. The record is from RefSeq and is a predicted model, not a curated record. The coding region runs from base 1 to 351 and encodes 116 amino acids. Gene Ontology annotation, cellular component: ribosome; cytosolic large ribosomal subunit.